This is a messenger RNA of Brienomyrus brachyistius, 1923 nucleotides long. RefSeq names its product zinc-binding protein A33-like. Lineage: Eukaryota; Metazoa; Chordata; Actinopteri; Osteoglossiformes; Mormyridae. Bases 17 to 1456 code for a protein of 479 amino acids. The transcript is spliced from 6 exons. The record is from RefSeq and is a predicted model, not a curated record. Gene Ontology annotation, molecular function: zinc ion binding; protein binding.
UAAGAGAGUCUGUAAAAUGGCUGCUGCAGCUUCGUUCCUUGAGGAGGAGCUCUGCUGUGCUGUUUGCUCAGACAUCUUCAAGGAUCCUGUCGUCCUGAAGUGCAGCCACAGCUUCUGUAGGGUCUGUCUGCAGAAGUUCUGGGAAGGGAAGAGCAUUCGGGAGUGUCCAUUAUGCAGGAGGAAGUCCUCCGGGGACGAUCCCCCUGUCAACAUUGUCUUAAGGAACGUUGUGGAGUCAUAUUUACAGCAAAGGAGGGUUAGAAAUGUGGCAGAGAAGAAUGAAUCUCGCUGCAGCCUCCAUGGAGAGAAGCUUCUAUUCUUCUGUGAGAACGAGCAGGAGCUUCUCUGUGUUGUUUGUCACACUUCAAGAAAGCACAGAAACCACCAGCUCUGUCCAGUAGAAGAAACUGUACAGGAUAAGAAGGAGGAUCUCAGAGCUUCACUGGUUCCAUUAAAUGAAAAGCUGGAGAAGUUUACAAAAGUUAAACAAGAGUCUGAGAAAACAGCCAAACACAUCAAGAGUCAGUCCCAGCACACUGAGAAGAGGAUCAAGGAGGAAUUUGAGGAACUCCAUCAGUUCCUGAGAGAGGAAGAGGAGGCAAGACUGGCUAUACUGAGAGUGGAAGAGAAGGAAAAGAGUGAGAAGAUGAAGGAGAAGAUAGAGAACAUCUCCAAACAGGUCUCCACCUUGACAGAGAAGAUCAGAGACAUUGAGAAGGCCAUGGGAGCUGAGGACAUCUCCUUCCUGAAGACCUUCAAGAAAACACAGCAAAAAGCCCAGUGCUCACUGCAGGACCCAGAGCUGGAGUCAGGGGCACUGAUAAAUGUGGCCAAACACCUGGGCUUUCUGAAGUUCAGAGUCUGGUUGAAGAUGAUGGAGACAGUACAGUACACUCCUGUGACUCUGGACCCAAACACUGCAGCCCCCUGGCUCUCAGUGUCUGAUGAUCUGAUCAGUGUGAGACACACUGGAGUUAAACAGCAACUUCCUGACAACCCAGAGAGAUUCUCCCCCUGUGUGGGUGUGCUGGGAUCUGAGGGGUUUAACUCAGGAAAACACAGCUGGGAGGUGGAGGUGGGGGACAAACCUGAGUGGGAUGUAGGAGUUGCAUCAGAGUUUGUUGACAGGAAGGGGGGGAUUAUAUGCAGCCCAGAGGAUGGAUUCUGGGUUGUAGCUCUGAGGAAAGGUGACGUGUAUACAGCAUGUGAUUCACCAUCAACCCUCCUGAAACUGCAGAGGAAACCGCAGAGGAUCAGAGUGCAGCUGGACUAUGACAGGGGGCAGGUGUCCUUCUUCAACCCCACUGACAUGUCACUCAUCCACACCUUUAAAGGCACAUUCACUGGGAGACUGUUUCCAUUCUUCUCUCCAUGUGCAAAUGAUGAUGGAAGCAACCCAGGAGCCUUGAAGAUCUGCCCAGUAAAGGUGUCUGUGACGGUGACAUUAUCCCAGUAAAGGUGUCUGUAACAGUGACGUCAUCCCAGUAAAGGUGUCUGUGACAGUGAUGUCAUCCCAGUAAAGGUGUCUGUCACAGUGACAUCAUCCCAUUAAGGGUGCCUGUGACAGUGAUGUGAUCCCAGUAAAGGUGUCUGUCACAGUGACAUCAUCCCAUUAAGGGUGCCUGUGACAGUGAUGUGAUCCCAGUAAAGGUGUCUGUCACAUUGACGUCAUCCCAGUAAAGGUGUCUGUCACAGUGAUGUCAUCCCAGUAAAGGUGUCUGUGACAGUGAUGUCAUCCCAGUAAAGGUGUCUGUCACAGUGACAUCAUCCCAUUAAGGGUGCCUGUGACAGUGAUGUGAUCCCAGUAAAGGUGUCUGUCACAUUGACGUCAUCCCAGUAAAGGUGUCUGUGACAGUGAUGUCAUCCCAGAAAAGGUGUCUGUGACAGUGAUGUCAUCCCAGUAAAGGUGUCUGUGACAGUAAA